AUGAAAAUGAAGGCUUUAGUGGCGACUGUGAUCAGUCUGGCCCUCACUACUGUGGUAAUAGGCAAUGCCUAUUACCAGAAGAAACAGUUUUAUCCAUCUGUAGUUUAUCUCACUAAUUCCAAUCCUAGUAUGGCUGUCAUGUAUUUACAAGCUUUCAUACUGGUGUUAUUGGUUGGUAAAAUUUUGCGCAAAAUCUUCUUUGGUCAACUGCGGCCAGCCGAAUUCGAGCACUUAAUAGAAAGAUCUUGGUAUGCUAUAACGGAGACUUGCCUUGCAUUCACCGUGUUCAGAGAUGAUUUCAAUCCGAAAUUCAUUGCGCUAUUCACUCUCCUGCUGUUUUUGAAAGCAUUCCAUUGGCUCGCUGAAGACCGAGUUGAUUAUAUGGAAAGAAGCCCGGUGAUUGGCUGGCUUUUCCAUGUUAGGAUUCUAAGUUUAUUAACGCUUUUGGCUCAUGCCGAUCUGUACUUCAUUCAUCAUGCAUACUCUUUCACCACAUCGAAGGGUCCGUCGGUCCAAGUUGUGUUUGGAUUUGAGUACAGCAUUCUCAUAUUUAUGAUUGCGAAUAUCUUAAUCAAGUAUAUGCUACACGCGAUCGACUCUCGCUGGGAGGCUCCGUGGGAGAGUAAGGCGGCUGUUCUUCUGUACACUGAGCUGGCCAUCAACUUCCUCAAAGUUCUUCUAUACAUCGGCUUCGUGGCUGUUAUGGUGCGAAUAUACACACUGCCGUUGUUCGCUUUCAGACCUAUGUACGAGACAUUAAGGAGUUUCAAUAAGGCGUACAACGACGUGGUGUUGUCACGUCGAGCGAUCAGGAACAUGAACACCCUGUAUCCGGACGCUACGGCCGAGGAGCUAGCGGCCGCUGACAAUGAAUGUAUUAUAUGUAGAGAGGAGAUGCAUAGCGGAGCUAAGAAACUUCCCUGUAACCACAUCUUCCACGCCGCCUGUCUCCGCCUAUGGUUCCAACGCCAGCAGACCUGCCCCACGUGUCGCCUAAACGUCCUCAGAGCGCCAGCGCCAGAGCCGCCUAACGCUAACGUCAACGCCAACGUGCCGAACGUCGUCGCUCCGAACGUCAACGUGCCUAACGUCCAAGCUCCAACCCCACAAGCCGCGCCACCACCACCCUUUCCUAAUAUGCCGCCACCACCACCGAUGAUGGGUUGGGCGCUCCCUCCCCCUCCUCCGCGGCCGGCCUCCCUCGCCACUCUUACUACCGAGGAACUGAGACGAAUGGAGGGAAACGAGAGGAGGAAUAUAGAGGCGAGACUUCAGUUACUAAUGGAGAUCCAGUCGAUGUUGGACGCGUCCGUGCUCCUGAUGCAGCAGUACUCCAACGUAGUGUCCAACCAGCCCUCCAACCUCUCCAAUGUGGCCACACAGACAGACAUACGAAGGACGGAACCUUCCCCCGAGCCGUCUCCGGUGCGUGUUAAGCCGGAACCGGAACCUGUCGCUUCUACAUCCAAGAUGACACCCUACAAUGAUACACCUGGACCAUCCAGCAGACAGGACUUUGAAGAUUUGGAGACCAGUGUGAAUAGGGAAAUAUCGGAUGCUGACGCCGAAGAGCUCAGACGACGUAGAUUACAGAAGUUUAGUGCAGAAAAGUGA
Messenger RNA from Danaus chrysippus (African queen), 1614 nucleotides. NCBI's taxonomy places the organism in Eukaryota, Metazoa, Arthropoda, Insecta, Lepidoptera, Nymphalidae. The record is from the annotation of a GenBank genome assembly.